AUGCUAUUCCUACCAUUUUUCAAUUACAAACACAUCACUCCACACAUCACUCACUCCAAGGCAUGUACAACAACUACAAAUGUGGACAGGACACCAUUAACAAACCUAAAUGGUCGAUUGAAAUGUGUACCCUCCAUUAAGGUAACUUCAAGUGAUAAAACAGGGAGCUCUUUUUUUGCUCGUGACUUACAUUCUACAUCCACUAAUUCUAACUCAAUUAGUGGUGAUGUGGGCUACGACUUCUCCCUUCUAUCUGAAGCUACAAGUGACACAACAUUGGACUCCUUCGGUCAUGACUUGGAUCAAAAUGGUAGAUCAACUUCUCAUUCUAACGUCCUUCAAGGAGAUUUAGAAUUAUCUCUUCUCUCUAGAACUACUAGUGAUAUAACUUUGGACUCCUUUGGUCAUGACUUAGAUCAAAAUGGUAGAUCCACCUCUAAUUCUAACAACCUCGGUGGUGAUUUACAGUUGUCCCUCCUAUCUGCAACUACUGGUGAUACAACCGUGAACUCCUAUGGUCAUGACUUUGAUAAGAAUGGUUUUUUUUUGCGGUUUUACGGACUGAGGAAAAAAGAUUUCGGGUACGAUUCGAAAAAGUACCAAUUGUUUGCAACAAACCACAAAAGAGGAAGGUAUUGAAACUUCAGAAGUAAAUAGGUUGUAGCAUUUGUUUGUAUUCCUACAAUAAAUUCGAAAAAUUGAAACAAUA
Messenger RNA from Daphnia magna, 709 nucleotides. RefSeq lists its product as uncharacterized. The coding region runs from base 1 to 639 and encodes 212 amino acids. The transcript is spliced from 6 exons. The record is from RefSeq and is a predicted model, not a curated record. Lineage: Eukaryota; Metazoa; Arthropoda; Branchiopoda; Diplostraca; Daphniidae.